CAGCUCUGCUAACAUAAGCCUUUCCCGCUAACUUGAGCCCCCCAGGCAGUUAAACCCCACAUCACACCCACCAUGCCUGCCGCCCUCAAAUUCACCAAUCUCACUAUCCUACACCCCCACAAACCCUACAAUUUUCUUAACAAUUUCUCCUCCUCCACUGCCUCCACCGCCGGAUCGGCAAGAAUUCUCCGGCUAAAGUACUCCGCGGGUUGGUCGGGUAGGACAACCCCGUAUGCGCCCGCCGCGCACCGUAGAAUCACUUCCCAGAUUCUCGGUGGCCGGAAACCGCAUCACUUUUCAUCCGAAUCUGGAAACAGAAGGGAGGGGAUUCAGUGCUUCUGCAAUUCAAAGACUAAUUCCGAUACUAAAAUGUGUGCCACUGUCAAUCGCAAGGUCGAUAAUCAAUCUAACGUGUCGCCGCCGCCGGACUACCACGAAAAAUCACCGUUGCAUCCGCCGAAAUUGCUCACAUUGCCAACGAUAUUGACAAUUGGACGCGUCGCUGCGGUGCCGCUCCUUGUCGGCACCUUUUAUGUUCAUAGCUGGUGGGGACCUGUUGCUACAACUAGUAUUUUCAUUUCGGCAGCCUUCACGGAUUGGCUUGACGGAUACCUUGCUAGAAAGAUGAAUUUGGGAACUCCAUUUGGUGCAUUUUUGGAUCCAGUGGCUGAUAAGCUUAUGGUUGCUGCCACCUUGAUCUUAUUGUCUACUAGACCUCUUGAGGCUGGUAUGUUUCUGCAAACACCAUGGUUACUGGCUGUGCCCGCAAUUGCUAUAAUUGGUAGAGAGAUAACUAUGUCUGCAGUUAGGGAAUGGGCUGCUUCUCAGGACAGAAAGCUUCUAGAGGCUGUUGCAGUUAAUAAUUUGGGGAAAUGGAAAACUGCCACACAGAUGCUUGCAUUAACCAUCCUCUUGGCUGCCAGAGAUGGCAGUCUGGUAGUGGCAGGAACUCUUGCUUAUUCUGGGGUACUGUUGCUCUACAUUUCAGCAUGGCUUGCGUUGUGGUCAUUGGUUGUGUAUGUGAGAAAGAUAUGGAAAGUGCUGCUGAGGUAGUAACUCCAAACUAUCAGUUUUAUCUUGAUUCCUACCCAUAAUAUAGCACAAAGGAGGACUUUGCUAUGUGGAGAAGAGGCCUUCCUAGGGAUGGACGAGACAAUUGCUCUAUCUGUUCAAGAUUCUUUUAAGGUAGUAGUAACUUCUAUCCUAUGAUGAUUUUAUGGCCUCCAAAUGCAAGAAGAUAUUGGAGGAAAUAAAGGUGCUGCUCCUGUGAUCUUCCAUCACCUGUCUUCCUUUGGCAGUUGAAUUGUUGUGGAUAAACAUCGGUGCAGAUGAUGUCCAUUAUUGGUUGCUUGAUUAAGCAGCUUCUACGUUGUAAACAUGUUAUGAGCGAUGGCUGAUUAGUUAGGCUAGGAAGACCGGUUAUUAAUUGUUUGAAAUGUGAAACAGAAGAACACAUCAUUUUCCAUUCUUUGAAUUAAUUAAUACCAUAAU
Messenger RNA from Sesamum indicum (sesame), 1491 nucleotides. Its product is annotated as CDP-diacylglycerol--glycerol-3-phosphate 3-phosphatidyltransferase 2. Gene Ontology annotation, biological process: glycerophospholipid biosynthetic process. Gene Ontology annotation, cellular component: chloroplast envelope; membrane. NCBI's taxonomy places the organism in Eukaryota, Viridiplantae, Streptophyta, Magnoliopsida, Lamiales, Pedaliaceae. Gene Ontology annotation, molecular function: CDP-diacylglycerol-glycerol-3-phosphate 3-phosphatidyltransferase activity. The record is from RefSeq and is a predicted model, not a curated record.